CGCCUCGCACAGCCCAGCGCUGAAACUGAUCCACACAUUGAUCUGUAACAGUGUGUCACGGUGUCACUGUUUUACCGGGGAACGAGUAAGACACUCACAUUUAACAUUUAGUUUCACUACAGCCACCGGCAAUGACACGUUACAUUUAUAACUGAAAGACGGAAUAACUGCGAACAUGACGGUGGAUUUUGAGGAAUGUAUUAAGGAUUCACCCCGAUUCAGGGCGAACAUUGAUGAAGUCGAGACGGAUGUUGUAGAAAUCGAAGCCAAGCUUGAUAAGUUGGUGAAGCUAUGCAGCGGCAUGAUCGAAGCGGGCCGCGCUUAUGCCCACGCCAACAAGCUCUUUGUCAAUGGGAUACGAGACCUGUCGCACCACUGCAAGAAAGAGGAGAUGAUCUCGGAAUGUCUUGAGAAGUGUGGAGAGAGCCUUCAAGAAAUAGUCAACUAUCACAUGAUCUUGUUUGAUCAGGCCCAAAGGUCCGUAAAGCAACAGUUGCACAAUUUCGUAAAGGAGGAUGUUCGAAAAUUCAAAGAGACGAAGAAGCAGUUUGAUAAGGUGCGUGAGGAUAUGGAGAUCGCCCAGGUGAAAAACGCACAGGCGCCACGAAACAAACCGCACGAGGUGGAGGAAGCCACAAGCGCCCUGAUCUCCACCCGGAAAUGCUUCAGACACCUCGCCCUUGACUAUGUUUUACAGAUCAACGUGCUUCAGGCCAAAAAGAAAUUUGAAAUCCUAGACUCGAUGUUGUCCUUCAUGCAGGCCCAGUACAGUCUGUUUCAGCAGGGCUUUAACCUCCUGGAUGAGAUUGAUCCCUACAUGAAGAAGCUAGCAGCUGAGUUGGAUCAGCUGGUUAUAGAUUCAGCUAUGGAGAAAAGAGAGAUGGAGCACAAACAUGCCACUAUUCAACAAAGGACUUUGAUGCAGGAUUUUGCUUAUGAUGACUCAAAAGUGGAAUUCAAUGUGGAUGCACCCAACGGUGUGGUGAUGGAGGGAUAUCUGUUUAAGAGGGCGAGCAAUGCUUUCAAAACAUGGAACAGGCGAUGGUUUUCAAUACAGAACAGUCAACUAGUCUAUCAGAAGAGAUUAAAAGAUUCCUUGACUGUGGUUGUAGAAGACCUAAGACUUUGUUCCGUGAAACCAUGUGAGGACAUCGAGAGAAGGUUUUGUUUCGAAGUCGUGUCCCCUACAAAGAGCUGUAUGCUGCAGGCCGAAUCGGAGCAUCUUCGUCAGGCGUGGAUCCAGGCGGUUCAGGCGAGCAUUGCUUCUGCCUACAGGGAGAUUUCUGAAAACUAUUACACAGAGCAUUUGGAUAGGACAGCAUCUCCCUCCACUAGCAGUAUAGACUCUGCGAGCGAGCCGCGGGAACGUGUUGUUAGAGGAGACGGCAUACUACAGCGAGUCCAGUCUUUGCCGGGAAAUGAAAUCUGUUGUGACUGUGGACAGGCCGACCCACGCUGGGCCAGCAUUAACCUGGGCAUUCUGCUUUGUAUUGAAUGCUCUGGCAUUCAUAGGAGUUUAGGUGUGCACUGUUCGAAGGUUCGAUCUUUAACACUCGACACAUGGGAGCCCGAGCUUAUAAAGCUAAUGUGUGAACUUGGCAACACGGUAAUCAACCACAUUUAUGAAGGCUCAUGUGAGGAGCAGGGACUAAAAAAACCCGGUCCAAACAGCUCAAGGCAAGAAAAGGAAGCGUGGAUCAAAGCGAAGUACGUGGAGAGGAAGUUUCUGAAGAAGAUGUGUGGCUCGGAGGCUCUGGUGGAGGGCGGCCGAAAAUCACAUCACUGGAGCGUGAAAAAGUGCAGGAGAAACAACAGCUCCAUUAGAGCCCCGAAAGCCCGUCGGAGAUACAGACACGACGCCACUGUUUUGUCUCCAGGAAAUCUUUCUGCUGCUGCUGCAGCUGCUAAGUUUCAGAGAGAAUCGCUGUUUUGUCCCGAUGAGCUCGAUUCGCUCUUUUCUUACUUUGACACAGGCUCCGGUCCCCGAAGCCCUGCAGGUCUCAGCAGUGACAGCGGGUUGGGCGGCAGUACCGACGGCAGCACGGACAUCUUGGUAUUUGGAUCGGUGGUGGACAGCGUUACUGAAGAAGAGUGUGAGGACUCUGAUGAGUCCAGUGGAGAUGUGGACAUCGAGCAGGAAGCAUCAGAUCUAGAGGACGGGCGGGAGCUCGACCCCAACGCUCUGCUCUAUAAGUCAUCGCGGGCCAGAAAUCUACCGGUCAUGGCCGAGGCGCUCGCACAUGCAGCGGACGUUAACUCGGUCAACGAAGAAGAAGACGGCAAGAGUGCAUUAAUCCAGGCGGUCACAGGGGGCUCUCUAAUAGCAUGUGAGUUCCUCUUGCAAAAUGGAGCAGAUGUCAAUCAAAGAGACAUUCGAGGGCGUGGACCCCUCCACCAUGCCACGUGCCUGGGUCACACAGGACAGGUGUGUUUAUUCUUGAAGCGAGGAGCUUCUCAGAUGGAGGUUGAUGACGAUGGGCAGGACCCUCUCAGUAUCGCUGUUCAGGCAGCCAAUGCAGAUAUAGUCACAUUAUUACGAUUAGCACGGAUGAACGAAGAGAUGCGGGAGUCAGACGGACCCUUCGGACAGCCAGAACCCAGAAGUCCAUCGAGGGUAAAGCGCAAGAAUUUACGCACGUCACCACGUGCGCUGGCAUCUUUUGGAAGUUUUCGCACAUGGCUUAAUACAUCUCCAAAACAUUAAGUGCUUGGAUCCUCCAUAACCCAUACAUUUAUGAGACUGCUGCAGUGCUGAAGGAUGUCCUUACUCAUCUAAAACUAUAAUAUAUAUGAUAUUUAAAGAAGAGCUGUGAGAUUAACACAAUUUUUGUGCCAUAAAUUGUUUUGUUUUAGAUUUAGUCAUAUCAUAAGACUGGGUAUAUCUGUUUUUAUUUUAAAAGCAAUAUUUUAAACGUUCAAUUUCCUCUUUUAAGAUAAAUUUGUCAGGAUUCCCAGAAUAUAUGUGAAUUGUUUUGAUUUCUUAUGAAUUGUUAAAUAUUCUGAAUUAUUAUGAAUUAUUAAGGUUUUCACUUGUCUUGACUCUUAUAUAAUUUUAACUGUGCAAUAAAAAUAACACAUGUUGUUUACCUGUAAUAUACCAUCUAGUAAAUACAAGCUAGAAAAGUAAGACGAUUUAAACCAAACAGUUACUGUUUCCUUGUAUUUUAUGUAUUUUUACAUGAUACAAAUUGACACUUGUGUCUUUUAAAUAAACUUUCCUAGCACUGGGAACAA
Molecule: messenger RNA, 3234 nt
Organism: Misgurnus anguillicaudatus (oriental weatherfish)
Lineage: Eukaryota; Metazoa; Chordata; Actinopteri; Cypriniformes; Cobitidae
Source: RefSeq, a predicted model, not a curated record